AUGAUUCUGAUCGGACCGCUGCGACUGAAUCUUGCUCUUGACCGUUUUGGCUGGUUUGGAGGGAUAUUCGCAUCUAGACACAUCAGCCCGCUGUAUAGUCAUUCCUUUAUUCGCAUGCACUCUUUGCUUUCCACCGCCGUCAUCUUCUCCUUGGGCGUUGUUGCUAAUGCUGAAUCGCAUACUGUAACGUUUAUUAACAACUGCGGGUUUGGGACGCCCACGCUCAGCGUCCAAGGUUCCGUAGUCUCGACGGGUUCAGAUUACACGAGCAAUGGACAGAUAGAAGGUGGAACCGCCUACCUCGACUAUGAUACGUGCAGUACCAACGGCGGUAACUGCACCGGCGUUGAGCUCACCUUGUCUAACGGAAUCUCCGCGGCCGACGUGACGUUAGUAUCUCCGUAUGCUUUCUCAGUGGCGUCGUGUAUGAGCUUCUACAAUGGGUGUGACGGUACUGGGUUCGCCUGUACAGAGGCAGAUUGCCCAGGAGCGUUCUUGACGCCAACCGAUAGCUCUGCUACCACCAUUACAUGCCAAUCCACUGAUGUCAACCUUGCCGUGACAUUUUGCGAUUGUAGUGCAUCUUCGGGCAGCUCGGGCACUGGUGGUGAUACUACUUCAUCCACUACAACAACAACUACUACUGCACAAGCCACUCCCAAAUCUUCCACCCCUGCACCGCAAUCUAGCACGACGCCAAGCAGCACCCAAGGGUCGUCGUCGCAUUCCUCACAAUCUACCCCAUCUACUCCUGCCGGCUCGUCGACAGCGGCAUCUGGCACUGCAUCUAUGUCGUCUCCCACGAGCGGCCAGAACACUGCUUCGGCCAUUCCAACCACCAUGUUGUCACAGUCAGGAAGCGACUCCGUUGCGUCUUCCCCAACUGCAUCCUCGUCAUCUACGGCAAUUGCGGGAGAGACUGGGGCGCGAAAUGCGUCAAACCGGUCUUCCAACACCGGGGCGAUCGCAGGCGGCGUGGUCGGAGGAGUUUUGGGUUUGCUCGCUCUUCUCGCAGGGCUGUGGUUAUGCCGUCGUCGGGGACGCGCACGAGGGUCGCACAAGCCGGAGAUAGACGACUUCGAGGUCGUGGAUCCUUUCCCUGGGCAUGGCACACCUCAAGCGCGCAUGUUGUUUGGCGAAAAGAGUGGUCAAGGUGCAACGUCAAGCACAACUCUUCUGCGCGAUGGAGAUGUCUUGGACAUCUCACACCCUCCACCGUCAUCAGAAGCCUCUCGUAGCACCGAGGCGCCGCCUCCCACAACAGCGCCACCAGGCGAUCAUACUCGUGUCAUCGAAGAUGUCGUCUUGAGAACACUCCAGGGUAACGGCGGACAACCUCGAACACCAAGCGCUGGGGCCGACCCCGCGUCAAGUUCGCCGCCCGUGCGCUCAGGAUCCGGAGAUCCUGCGGAUGUCUCCGUCAUUGAGGGUAUUGUGCAUCGUGUACUUCAAGGGUUUCUGGGUGGACAGCACGGAGAUGAACCACCACCUACCUAUGUUCGAUAA
Molecule: messenger RNA, 1506 nt
Organism: Peniophora sp. CBMAI 1063
Lineage: Eukaryota; Fungi; Basidiomycota; Agaricomycetes; Russulales; Peniophoraceae
Source: the annotation of a GenBank genome assembly